GGAACAUAUCGGGCUAUUCUCUUUAGUGUUUGCCCUGUCUACCUCUCCUUCAUAUUUUCACACUAAACCAGUCCAGAAACCUUUCUAAAAUAGGGAAAAAUACCCGAGCAGACACUACGCUUUCACGUCGCACCUCAUGGAGUAAAUCACAACCGGGGCGAAAUACACCGAGGCGAGGUUGAGUAUUGCAGUCGUCCUUAAUUCCGCAAACCCAAGCGGUCGCUUUUUGUUUCCCUUUCACACAUACACAACUCUUCUUAUAACUAUAUUUUCCCACCUGACUGCAAAGCUACCAGAUCACUCAAUCAACCCAUCUUCCUCUCAGCCAAUCAGAAUGUCACAGCUUCAGUUCCAGAUGCCUGGCAACUCUGCACCCAAUAUUGUCCCUUUACAGUUGGCCACGCCCCAACCCAGGUUCAGUAUUCCUUGUGCCUCCGCUUCCUUACCCUCAGAGAGUGCCAGUCACCCGCUACGAAGCUCCGCCCUACCUUCUGCCUCUGCCACGCCCUUCUGCAACCCUACAGAAUCUAACAUGGCAAACCCUAAAGAGAAGACCCCGAUGUGUUUGGUGAAUGAGUUAGCCCGUUAUAAUAAGAUCCAACCUGAAUACAAGCUACUUAGUGAACAAGGACCAGCCCACUCCAAGAUUUUCUCAGUGCGCUUAACUCUGGGGGAGCAACACUGGGAUGCAGAGGGGACCAGUAUUAAAAAAGCCCAACACACGGCAGCAUCGUGUGCUCUCAUCCAAACAACUCUGCCCAAACCCAGUCACAGAAGCCCCCGCCACCCUGGGAAGAACCCAGGUGGGAUCUACAAUGGCUCAGAGUAUAGCAUAACCCACACUGUGGAGCUUAAUGCACUUUGUAUGAAGUUGGGCAAGAAGCCCAUCUAUAAACCUAUAAAUGCCCACCAGGGGAUGAGACCGGCAUUCAACUACAACAUCAGAGCACCAGGCCCUUAUACACGUUCCAUGCAUCAUUAUUACUACCCAUUUCCCCCAGUGGGGCCUGUACUGUAUAAUAUGGAACUUUCUAUCGGCGGACAACAGUUCCAUGGCAAGGGCCGCACGCGUCAAGCAGCCAAACACGCCGCUGCCGCUAAAGCUAUCAAAUAUCUACAGGAAGAGCCAAUACUGCAGCAACUGGCCAAGGUGAAAGAAGAGCCAGUCGAAGAAAAUCUCAACAAAUCAGAGAUCAGCCAAGUUUUCGAGAUUUCACUGAAGCGCAGCAUGCCUGUGAAUUUCGAGGUGCAAAAAGAGGCGGGGCCUCCUCACAUGAAGAGCUUUGUGGUGAGAGUAACUGUGGGUGAGUUUUUAGGGGAGGGUGAGGGCAAAAGUAAGAAGAUCGCCAAGAAGCUAGCUGCCAUCGCUGUGCUGGAGGAGCUUCGGAAACUACCACAACUACCUGUAGCUGACAAGAUGCCGUUACGCAUUAAAAAGAAAAGCAAGUCCAUUAUUAAGCUACAGACCAGUCCAGAGUAUGGGCAGGGCAUGAACCCCAUCAGCAGACUGGCUCAGAUCCAGCAGGCGAAGAAGGAGAAAGAGCCAGAGUACACUUUAGUGACAGAGAGAGGACUGCCAAGACGCAGAGAGUUUGUCAUGCAGGUGUCUGUUGUGGGGCAAAGCGCUGAGGGAAUGGGCCCUAGUAAAAAAGUGGCCAAGCGAAAUGCAGCCGAGAAGAUGUUGGAGAUUCUGGGCUUUAAAGUGCCUCAGCCACAACCACCUAAACCGGCGUUGAAAACUGAUGAGAAGCCACCUGCUAAAAAACUUGGAGAUGGACGAAAAGUAACCUUUUUUGAGCCAGGCUCUGUGGAGAAAGCUGUUCUUGUCAAUAAGGAGGAAGACUUCCGACUCCCCUACCCCAGCCAUCAACAGCUCCCUGCUGGCAUUUUACCCAUGGUGCCUGAGGUGGCACAGGCAGUGGGUGCCAACCAGGGACCUCAUGCCAAAGACUUCAGUCGCCUAGCUGCCCCCAACCCGGCUAAGGCCACUGUCACAGCCAUUAUUGCCAAUGAGCUGCUGUACGCUGGUACAUCCCCAACCGCAGAGGGUAUACUGAAGAGCAACAACAGCCUGGCACACAGACCCAACGGAACCCUUACCAGACCGUCCGACCAGCUCAGCUACCUGGCUACUGUACAGGGCUUACAGGUUGAAUAUAAAGACUUUCCUAAAAACAACAAGAAUGAAUUUGUGUCUCUGAUAAACUGCUCCUCUCAGCCUCCCCUCAUCAGCCAUGGCAUCGGCAAAGACGUGGUAUCCUGCCAUGAUAUGGCUGCUCUGAACAUCCUUAAGCUCCUGUCAGAACUUGACCAACAGUCCAGUGAGCGUACAGCUAAUGGACCCAUGUUGAGGUGCAGCAAACAAGACCUAGAUGGCGACGCAUUACUAAAACCGGCUAACUCAAGCACCAUCGGGAUUGCUCUGGACAGCACAGCAUAGAAUUUCCUAUUUAAUUGAUAAUUUUAUCUACAACACACUAGAGACAAUUCUGAAGCAGAGUGUAAUUGGCUGCUCACGUAGGCCUUAGAGAUACAGUAUUCUAAACUAUUCUAAACUCAGUUAAACAAGGUUGAGAGAUUUGACUCACUCCUUGAAAGUUGUUGAAUUCUGCACAUGCAGUAAUCGAUUUAUUUUAAUCACGAAGGCUUUGAAAAAGUUGUCUCAUCAUAUCCAGUGAAAUGGUGGUUUUGUUUUUAUUUUUGAAUCGUAAAACGAUACUCGUGACAUUCAAAUUGAGUAGAGACUUUUUUGUUGUUGUUCCAAGUGGAGGAAGUCAUGUUUUCAUUGUCAUGAUUUGUUCUUUUAUUUUCUUGCUCAAUUUUUUUUAUUUUUUAUGUUGUAUUAUAGAAACCCAGUGAAUUGGUUGUUGUGGUAGUGCUGUUGUGAAGCGCAGUUCUUUAAACCCCAUUGAAGGAUAUGAUGAAGUUUUCAAACAUGCCUCUGCAUUGGGGGUUUUUCUCCAGUAAUUUGAAGUUACAAUGACAACGUAACGUGAAACAAAACAUUAAAAUUCAUCUACAUAUUCAUGUAGGCUUGGGAAUAUGUU
This is a messenger RNA of Xyrauchen texanus (razorback sucker), 3047 nucleotides long. Its product is annotated as double-stranded RNA-binding protein Staufen homolog 1-like. NCBI's taxonomy places the organism in Eukaryota, Metazoa, Chordata, Actinopteri, Cypriniformes, Catostomidae. The record is from RefSeq and is a predicted model, not a curated record. The transcript is spliced from 15 exons. Bases 335 to 2440 code for a protein of 701 amino acids.